This is a messenger RNA of Myripristis murdjan (pinecone soldierfish), 2495 nucleotides long. Its product is annotated as protein lifeguard 2-like. Gene Ontology annotation, biological process: negative regulation of apoptotic signaling pathway. Lineage: Eukaryota; Metazoa; Chordata; Actinopteri; Holocentriformes; Holocentridae. Bases 271 to 1101 code for a protein of 276 amino acids. The transcript has 12 exons. Gene Ontology annotation, cellular component: endoplasmic reticulum; Golgi apparatus; membrane. The record is from RefSeq and is a predicted model, not a curated record.
CAGCUUCACCUGGAUGCUGCUAGAAUAUCCCUCUGUGGGUGAGGGAGGGGUGUCUGCGGGAGUCCAAACUGCGUUGUUGGAUUACACCACUGUAUCAUCAGAGGGUGUUCAGGCAGAGCAGGCACGAGUACCACUACCAAUCCAGGAUCUUUUCUCACAACUGUCAGCCGUUUUCUGUCAGACUCUACAAGAACUGCACUUUGAAGAAAGGAGACUGGUUCAUCCACCGAACAAAGCAGCCGUCUGCAGAGACACACAGAAACAGCAAUCAUGACACAGGGCAAGCUCUCACAUCCCACUAAGACGACCAAUAGCUCCUCAGGUGGACAGAGCUCUCUGUCCCCACCUCCUCCCAGCUAUGAGGAAGCCACUGCUGGCACAAGCACCCCCUGCUACAGUGAUGCUGACAUGCUGACAGAGUUCACCUGGGAUGAUACAAACAUCAGGAGGAUCUUCAUCCGCAAGGUCUAUGCCAUCUUGAUGAUCCAACUUGCUGUCACUCUUGUUAUCGUGGCUCUCUUCACAUUCUGCGAACCUGUGAAGGAUUACAUUCAGUCCAACCCUGGAUGGUACUGGGCCUCUUAUGCUGUGUUCUUUGUCACAUACCUGACUCUGUCCUGCUGCUCUGCACCAAGGAGACAGUUUCCAUGGAAUCUGAUUCUGCUAGCCAUCUUUACCCUCUCCCUCUCCUAUAUGACAGGGAUGUUGUCCAGCUUCUACAACACAAAGUCAGUGGUGUUAUGUGUAGGCAUCACAGCGAUGGUCUGUCUCACUGUCACCAUCUUCAGCUUUCAAACUAAGAUUGAUGUGACGUCAUACCAAGGCGUGCUCUUUGUCUUCUGCAUGGUUAUGUUCAUCUCUGGGCUGGUGCUUGCAAUCGUCCUCCCCUUCCAAUAUGUACCUUGGUUGGAUGGCAUCUAUGCCGUAUUGGGAGCCAUACUGUUUACCAUGUUUUUGGCCUUUGACACUCAGCUCCUCAUGGGGAACAAGCGCUACACCAUGAGUCCAGAGGAGUAUAUCUUCGCCACUCUCAGUAUCUACCUAGACAUCAUCUACAUCUUCUCCUUCUUCAUACAAAUCUUCGGAACAAAAAGAGAGUAAACCCGUCUGCUUACCGUUCUCAUCCACAACCCAUAAGGAUGCAUCGAUAUGGAAAUCUGGCCAACAUCAUACGUUUCUUUUACAAAUUUUUGGUCAUGGUUGGUGGUAAUGAUGAUUCCAGUUGUACAGUAACAGCUGUAUUUUUUUGCUUAUACUGAUAUGGUCAUGAAUACAUUGUGAAUUCUUGUACAGAUAUUCCACCGAUGAUCAGCAUCCAGUUCCAAGAUAUCUGCCGCCCCCCACCUCUCUAGCAUGUUAUGGACCCAGGUCAUACUGUGUGGUUAGCUUGCCAGCUUCACCAGCCACAACCAUCCAGUGAUCUUCUGCCGUAAGGUGUCGAGUAUCAAAGCAUAGAUAAAACAUGCUGAGUGCCAUCUGAAGCUAUAUGGAUCUGUUUACGUUCACGCCUGCCUAGAUGUCACAAAUCUUUUAGUGACAGAUGUCAGAGGUCAAUAUGAUCUACAAUAUGUUAUGCAUGACUCUAAGAAAGAAAACCUAACUAUGCCAAUGUACAUUCAUCUUUCCAUUGGACAGUUGCCGUGGAUGUUGGUUUAGUGAAUGAAAGCACAAAUGUUCCUCUUAAGCUGGGGGAAAAAAAGAAAAAGCUCUAGAGACAUUGCCUGCUGUAGGUAUUCAUGUUUGUCCUAUUCUGGUGUCCCAAUACUGUGCAUUACAAGGACUUCCUUGGCUGAUUUUGACAAAAUCGUGACACGAUCAUGUUCUUUUCUUUUUUUUUUUAUGAUAUGAUCACAGAAUAUUUUGCCACUGAUCUCUGCCUUGUAGCUGAUAUUCUUUGUAUAUUGUAUGUAUUGAUUUCACAGAGAAGUUGUCAUUCACUGCAUUUAUAUCACACUGGUGUUUAUUCGUAAAUCGUUUGUUGAGCAGCUGAAAUAUUUUGAAAUAGAAUUGUUCAGACUAAAAUUUUCACUCUCGGUACUUACCUAGUUUGUGCAAAUCUUUAUUGCGAUUUCAUGUUGGCAUCACAAUUUUAAAGCUGGUAUUGUAUUAGCUUUUAUGUUAGCUUGCAGUGGCAGAAUGGUGAAUCAACAUGGCAGUGCCACACAUUGCACCAACAUUUAACUGUACCAUUUCAGACGGCUGUCUUUUAGACCUAGAUGUGAAAAUUUUCUGGAAGGCUAUAUUUCAUGAGAUUUGAAUUUUAUUUUUCUAUGAAAGCCCUGAAUGUUACCUCUCAGAAAGUAUUUACUUGUGUGAUGGAGAAUGGUGAGUUUGGAGCUUGAAAUUAAUCUAUUUUCCCUCGAAAGUGGCCUUGGAAAAACCUUGUCUUUAUUUGAUGAUGUAGUUGCAUUGUUGUUUUAGGAGUAGACUAACCCUACAUUUCUCCACUUGUCUUGGUGUUAACUGUAUUAAUUUAUUAAAGUGUGAAUGUGAAU